This is a messenger RNA of Pristis pectinata (smalltooth sawfish), 6911 nucleotides long. Its product is annotated as trinucleotide repeat-containing gene 6A protein-like. Gene Ontology annotation, biological process: miRNA-mediated post-transcriptional gene silencing; positive regulation of nuclear-transcribed mRNA poly(A) tail shortening. Gene Ontology annotation, cellular component: P-body; nucleoplasm. The coding region runs from base 114 to 6530 and encodes 2138 amino acids. Gene Ontology annotation, molecular function: nucleic acid binding. Lineage: Eukaryota; Metazoa; Chordata; Chondrichthyes; Rhinopristiformes; Pristidae. The record is from RefSeq and is a predicted model, not a curated record. The transcript has 25 exons.
GCGGCUGUGGAGGGGGAGCGCUGCGCUUGGCGCCGCGGCUACUCGCAUACUCACUGUUAAAGCCUUACUCGCAUGUUUAGCUUUCGAAUUUCUCACUGUUGCACUUUACAUUAAUGAGAGGAUUGGAGGCUAACGCUACCAAAGAAACUCAAGAGAAACAAAACAGGGAUAGAGUGCAAGAAAAGGAAGAACAGUUGAUGGAAGAAAGGAAAAAGAGAAAAGACGACAAGAAGAAAAAGGAAGCCGCUCUGAAGAAGGCAAUUGAACAAAAAAGCAAAGUGCCAGCACCAUCCAAGACCAGUCAAAGCCAGCCUCAGCCUGCCAACUCUAACAGCGGCACUUCCACAAAUACCAGCAACAAUAGCAAUGCCAAGCGGGUCCCAGCCAACACUCAGCAGCAAGCCUUGUCUAGAUAUCCUCCUCGUGAAGUACCGCCACGCUUUCGACACCAGGAGCAAAAGCAACUGCUGAAGAGGGGCCAGCAGCUACCAUCAACAGCUGGGACUGCAACAUCGGUAGUCACCAGCCAGUCUGGAAGCAGCGCUGUUACUGUGCAGACAGUGACCAACGGGCAGCUGCAAUAUAGCAGCAAAACAUUGACAGGCAUGCCUCCCAUUCGGGAUUUGGUCAGCCACUCCCCUAACCAGUCAGAUUUAAACCACAGUGGUUUGGGAUCGCAUUAUGAAAAUUCUCACUGGGGACCUGUCUCUACCAACAGUGAUUCUACUACAAAUUGGGAUAAAAUUAUUGUAGACGGGUCCGACAAAGAAGCCUGGCCUUCAAUCACUGGCAGUGACCCAGAGUUAGCUUCAGAAUGCAUGGACAUUGACUCUACUUCAAGCUCUGGGUCAGAGAAGAACCUCAGUACCAUGGCUUCUGGGAGCACAGUUAGUGAUGGCGAUGGCAACAGAACCGGCAGUGGAAAUGGUUCUUCAAGUCAGUUUGUGGUUGGAAAUGUCAGCAAUAAUGUAGGAAAUGGUAGUAUUAAUGGGCCUUGGGGAGGAUCUCGAGGGUCCAUAUCAAGCACAUGUCAGGGUUCUGCAGAAAACGCGGAUGGCAAACCAGAAAGCAGCCAUGGUAAACUGAAUGCUUGGAGUAGUAUUGGUUCCACGUCUAGUGGUUCAUUGAAUCAGAAUGGUUUGAAUCCAAAUACCAACCUAGGUGCCUGGCCUUUGUUGGAAAAUGAUGGAAAUACUGUGCAAGGACCUGUGCCAGGUAGCAGUUCUGGCAGCAAUGUUCAACGUAGCACUGUAGGUCAAAUGCUGAAUAAUCAGAGUGUUAACAUGGGGCUAUCAGCUCAUGGUUCGUGGGGAGGGCUGCAGGAGAAUUCUGAUGCAGAAGUGAAUGGUACAAGGAAGGUUUCAUUCAGUGGACAACCUCAAAACCUUAACACUGAAAUGAAUGGACCAAAUAACACUACUAACCCUUUGACCUCUAGCUUACCAAACUCUACUAGUUCAAUGCAGACAAAUGAACUGCCUAAACAUACAGGGCCUGGGGCAUGGGGUGUACCCUUAGGAAUGAGCACAGUAAAUCCAUCUCAGCUUCAGGCCUCUUCAGUAACAAAUGGCACUUCAGUUUCUCAACUUGGCAAUGGGGGAAUCAGUGAGGGAAUGAACAGUGGGUCUUAUGGUACGACUUGGGGUACACCUGGCACUAACUACUCUGGAGAAAAAUGUCCAGGCCCUAGCUGUAAUUUGGGGCAAGCUAGUGGUGACACUGUGAAUGCAACUCUAGCACAAUCUGCUAUUAAUGGUUCUGGAAAUACUUCUUACAAAAAUAAUGGUGGAAGCAAUAGAGGAGGAGUCACAUGGGAGACUGGUGUGGUCAACUCCCAUAAUGCAAACUGGGGAGCAGGGAACAGUUUAGGCUCUGGAGGGACUCGAAAAGUCUGGGGAAACCCAGCACCAAAUGCAAACACUGGCACUAAGAUCUCAAAUGGAGAAUGGAACAAACUGCCUAACAAUCAGCAUUCCAGUAAUGGUCUAAAUGGAAGCGGUAAUAGGAAGGGAACAAAUGGAUGGAAAAGUCUAGAUGAUGCUCUUUGUGGUCAGAAUCAAAAUUCUGCAUCUCAGCCAAGUGAACAGAACAAUUUAUGGGUCAAAACUUCAACAUCAGGUACUGCAGACAGUGAGGGAAGCACAGAAAGUACAGGAAGUCGUCAUGAUAGAAUGAGUGUAGGAACCAAUGAUGGCAAUAACCGACGUGGUGAAAAGAGAAAACCUGAUCAACCAGGAAUGGUUCAAAGUAUUCUGAGUAGAACAGACUUGGACCCCCGUGUCCUUUCCAAUACAGGUUGGGGGCAGACUCCAAUUAAACAGAACACUGCCUGGGACAUUGAACCUUCAGCAAAGAGUGAGAGAAAAACUGACAAUGGGACAGAGGCCUGGGGAUGUUGUGUUUCCCAGACUUCAAACUCAGGGGGAUGGGGGGAUGGGCCUGGCCCAAACAGUAAUGAUACCUCAUCAGUAUCCGGGUGGGGGGAUCCAAAGCCUGCUACAGUCUCUUGCAACCCUGGCUGGGGAGACACCAAAGGCUCAAGCAGCCAAGGGGGUUGGGAGGAUAAUACUGCUGCUACAGGAACAGUAAAGAGCAAUCAAACAUGGGGAGGUAACAAAGAAGAAAAGUUAGCUGCGUGGAAUGAUGCACAAAAGGUCAAACAGGGAUGGUCUGAUGGACAGAAAUCAAACCAGAGUUGGGGACUGUCCGCAGCUGAUGGGUGGGGAGAGAAUUCAAGGAGUGGCCAGUGGGGGGAAUUACAAAAGACUGGCACAGGCAGUUGGGAUAAUGACAGUGAAAGGUCUGCGCCUGGUUGGAAUGAACCUGGGAGACCAGGCACAGGCCGAGGCACAUGGACAAGUGGCAACAAUUCAGAUUCCAGUAAUACUACAGGUUGGGGGGAGCCUGCCAAGGCUGCUCAGUCCCAAGGCUGGGGGGAGCCAGCCAAUGCUGCUCAGUCCCCUCAGGGCUGGGGGGAGCCUACCAAGGCUGCUCAGUCCCCCCAGGGAUGGGGGGAGACAUCCAAGCCUGCACAAUCCCCCCAGGGCUGGUGCGAGCCUGCCAAGCCCGUACAGUCACCCCAGGGCUGGGGGGAGCCCUCCAAGCCUGCUCAGUCCCCCCAAGACUGGAGGGAACCCACCAAGUCAAGUAACUCUGCAGAUUGGCACAAGCCACAAGAUGGUAACAGUCCUUGGGCCAAUAAACCUUCUGGCCAGGGGUGGCUUAAUGGCCCGAUGCCAGCACCAUCAAAAGAGGAGGAGCCUACGGGUUGGGAGGAACCUUCUCCAGAGUCUAUUCGCCGCAAAAUGGAAAUCGAUGAUGGUACAGCUGCUUGGGGAGACCCAAGCAAGUACAACUACAAGAGUGUGAACAUGUGGAACAAAAACACGCAGAGCAGCAGCAAUGGCUCAGAACAGCCGGCACAAAUCCUGUCCUCACCAACAACACCACAGCCCCCGCCGCAGCACCAACAGCAGCUGCCACAGCAAAUGCCACCACCAAGUGCCAUUCAAAACAAGGAGAAUAACAGCUCCGGCUGGGGAGAAUCUUGCACCAUUCAGACAAAGCCAGACUCCUCUUGGGGAGAACCGCCUGCUCUAACCGUGACAGUGGACAAUGGAACAGCGGCCUGGGGGCAACCUAUGGACACAGGAACCAGCUGGAGAGAGCCGGUUAAUGACAGUGCUGGUACCUCUGGCUGGGGUAACACCCCAGCUGCCCCACCACCUCCAAACAGACCUGGUCCCAAACCUAUGCAAGAUGGCUGGGGUGAUGAGGAAACAUUGGUGCCAGGACCUCGUCACGCUAGCUGGGAGGAGGAGGAAGGGGACUCAGUGAUGUGGAACAGCAACACCUCACAGGAAAGCAACUCCUCUUCAAACUGGGCAUCCAAAAAGAUGGCUCCAAAGGGCAUGGUGAAAGGGGGAAACAAACAGGAUGAUAUAUGGAUGAAUCAAUUAAUGAAGCAAUUCUCUAACAUUGGAUUUCCUAGGGAAUCUGCUGAAGAUACAAAGAGCAAUAAGAUGGACAUACCCGUUGGUAUGUUAAGAGAUAAGAGAAUGGAGAUGGAUAAGCAUGGCAUGAAUAUUGGAGAAUAUAGUGGCAUUAUAGGGAAAGGACAUACUUCUCGUCCUCAGAUUUCCAAAGAGUCUUCCAUGGAACGCAAUCCUUAUUACGAUAAGUUGUCUCUGUCUUUGUCCAAUCAAGAUGGCAUUAUAGCAGAAGAGCCCCAAAACCUAACGUACAUCUCUGCACCAACCAUGAAGCUUCCCCCUUCAAAUUGUGCACUACCUAAUCAGGCUCUUGGCUCAGUGGGUCUGGGCAUGCAAAACUUGAAUUCUGUUAGACAGAAUGGCAAUCCUAACAUAUUUGGCGGCAGCAAUGCAGCAGCACAAGCCAGGGGCAUGCAACAGCCUCCAGCACAACCUCUUAACUCAUCUCAGCCUAAUCUUCGCGCUCAAGUGCCUCCUCCAUUAUUAUCCCCUCAGGUUCCAGCAUCAUUACUGAAGUAUGCAACAGCCAAUGGGAGCCUAAACACUGCACUAUUGAACUUUGGCCCCCAGCAGGUGGCCAUGCUGAACCAGCUCUCCCAGUUGAACCAGCUGUCUCAACUUUCACAGAUCUCCCAACUACAGCGACUGCUACAGCAACAGAAGGCACAGAACCAGAGGAACAUGUCUGGACCCAUGCGUCAGUCUCAAGAACAGGCUGCUCGUGUACUGAACAUGCAACAGAUGCUGCAACACCCCCGUCAACUGGAUACAAGCCUUCUGAAGCAGCAGUCUUCGUCACAGCAGCAGCCAAUGCAUCAGCCCUCCAUGAAGCCCUUCCCGGAGAAUCUCAUGCCCCCUACCCCUCAUGAGCUGCAGACAAAAGAGCCGCCUUCGCUCAACUCAUACAGCAGCUACCCUUUAGGUGGGUUUCCCCAACCCAGUCAUGGGCAGUCUGAUUCCAUGGUGCCUGAAGCUGCUAAACUUGCCCAUGUGCCCUUAAACUGUCCUAUGCCCAAAAUGUUUCUUCCUGAUAACAACCCUAACCACAGCCUCCUCAGUCCCCCACUUGGUAAUGCAAAUAGCCACAUGUCAGCCUCACCCAUCCACCAGCAUGCAGGGAGGAAGCUUGCCACUCAAGAAAGAUCUAUGUCAAGAGGCUUGAAUCCAAACUUGAAUGUACCCCUGGAUUUCGGCAGUAUCGUUAACCUGAAAGAGCCACAAUCCCAACAGUCUCGAUUAAAACAAUGGACUGCCUCGGAAAGCCUUCCUGUUAAUUCCUCUCUAGAUCAAAACUCCAGCAAACAUGGUGCUACUUCAAGUGGUCUUAGUAUUUGUUCUGGAAAGUUGCUUGAAGAAUCUCCUUUUGGUCACUUUGACAUUUCCAUGAAGUCUCUGGCCAGUCCUCCUGGAUCUGUUGGAGAUGGCUGGCCAAGUGCCAAAUCACCCAGUGAUAAGCUCUCUAGCAAUGUUAAUUGGCCACCAGAAUUUCGUCCUGGUGAGCCUUGGAAAGGUUAUCAAAACAUUGACCCUGAAACUGACCCUUACGUCACUCCUGGCAGUGUAAUGACCAAUCUGUCAAUCUCUACUGCCCGGGAUCUUGACCUCCUCAGGGACAGGAACAAUAUAGGGUCAUCCUCAUCUAUGAACACCACGCUGCCUUCAACUAGUGCCUGGUCCCUUGUUGGUGCCUCCAGCUACAAUAGUUCCCUCAGCAGUACAGCACAAAGCACUCCAGCCAGAAUUGGUGACCCCAAAUCCACCUGGUCUCCUGGUCCAGUUACUAACGCUUCCCUUGCUCAUGAACUGUGGAAAGUCCCCCUGCCACCCAAAAACACUACCGCUCCGUCCCGCCCACCACCAGGGCUGACCAAUCAGAAGCCUUCGUCCUCAUGGGGAAACAACUCACUGCGCAUGGGUGGAGGAUGGGGGAGUUCCGACUCCAGAUACAACCCUGGUCCUAGCUGGGGCGACAUCAGCUCAGGGAGAAUAACGAAUUGGCUUGUUCUCAAGAACCUCACGCCUCAGAUUGACGGCUCCACCUUGCGUACACUGUGCAUGCAGCACGGCCCACUAAUAACAUUCCACCUUAACCUGCCCCAUGGAAACGCUUUGGUCUGUUACAGCUCGAAAGAAGAGGCAGCCAAGGCACAGAAAUCUCUGCACAUGUGUGUUUUAGGGAACACUACCAUUCUUGCUGAGUUUGCCAGUGAAGACGAGAUUAAUCGCUUCUUUGCACAAGGCCAGUCGUUGACACCCUCUCUGGGCUGGCAGUCUCUGGGAUCCAGCCAGAACCGUAUUGCAUCUAUUGACAGUUCCCACCCGUUCUCAAACCGCAAUGAUCUCAAUCACUGGAAUGGAGCUGGGCUGUCGGGAACUGGUAGUGGAGACCUCCAUGGCACUUCACUCUGGGGUUCUCCCAAUUAUUCCACUAGCCUGUGGGGAACCCCGAGCAGCAAUGAUAUGCGGGGAAUCGGCAGCCCAUCCCCCAUCAAUGCUUUCCUCCCCGUUGAUCAUCUUGGAGGUGGAGAGUCCAUUUAAACUUUACUCAUGACUCAAACUGUGACCUCAACAUGAAAAGCAGCACUAAUCGGACUUUUCACCUACAACACGAGAGAAAGAGAGAGACGGAGAAAAGGGGUCACCUGUGGAAAUGUUCCGUUCUGCACCUUUAUUUCCACUUUCUUUUAGCCCAGAACAUAUCAGUUUUAAUACUUGAAUCAUGCAGGCCAAUAGUUUAAAAAAUGUGAAAAGUAUAUAUUUAUACUUCCAGAUAGUGCUAUCCAUUAAAAAAAACUGCUUCAAUUGAGCUAGUUGUGUGCACUCAUCAUGUCUAUUCCUCAAAUUCCAAAACUAUUUUGAGUUUGGUGAUGUUGGGAGUGAGCUGUUAAAUCUGCACUGAGUACUGUCUCCCUGUCCAAU